Molecule: messenger RNA, 2009 nt
Organism: Pipra filicauda (Wire-tailed manakin)
Lineage: Eukaryota; Metazoa; Chordata; Aves; Passeriformes; Pipridae
Gene: ZMAT2
Product: zinc finger matrin-type 2
Exons: 6
Coding region: 87-686 (199 amino acids)
Biological process (GO): mRNA splicing, via spliceosome
Cellular component (GO): spliceosomal complex; U4/U6 x U5 tri-snRNP complex
Molecular function (GO): zinc ion binding; nucleic acid binding
Source: RefSeq, a predicted model, not a curated record
ACCGGUGGAGCACGUGACACCGGGCGGGAGGCCGCGCUUUACGGCGCCGCGCGACAGUUCCCGGUGCCGUCCCCCCUCAGGCCGCCAUGGCGUCGGGCAGCGGGACCAAGAACCUGGACUUCCGCAGGAAGUGGGACAAGGAUGAAUAUGAGAAGCUGGCGGAGAAGCGGCUCACGGAGGAGAGAGAAAAGAAAGAUGGCAAACCAGCUCAGCCCGUCAAAAGGGAACUUCUGCGGCACCGAGACUACAAAGUGGACCUGGAAUCCAAGCUGGGGAAAACCAUCGUCAUCACCAAAACUACCCCUCAGUCAGAAAUGGGGGGGUACUACUGUAAUGUGUGUGACUGUGUGGUGAAAGAUUCUAUUAACUUCUUGGAUCACAUCAAUGGCAAAAAACACCAGAGAAAUCUGGGCAUGUCCAUGCGGGUGGAGCGUUCCACGCUGGACCAGGUGAAGAAACGCUUUGAGGUGAACAAGAAGAAGAUGGAGGAGAAGCAGAAGGACUAUGACUUCGAGGAGAGGAUGAAGGAACUCCGUGAGGAGGAGGAGAAGGCCAAAGCCUACAAGAAGGAGAAGCAGAGAGAGAAGAAGAGGCGGGCGGAGGAAGAUUUGACCUUUGAGGAGGAUGAUGAAAUGGCAGCUGUGAUGGGCUUCUCUGGUUUUGGCUCAACCAAAAAGAAUCACUGAGCAGCUCUGGACUCUCCUCUUUCUCUAAACAGUUUGUUUUUACCCAGGGAACUCUGGAUAACUCUUCAAAGACUUGAUGGAGGACUUGUAUGUAAAUCUCUCAGUAGAAGUUGGCUGGAGGAGUCGAAAAGUGAUUCCAUGCUCUACCUGUGCUGCAGAACAAGCUCCGCCUCUCAUUAGCUUCCCAUCUCCUUCUGUGUCCUAGAUCUGGCUGCUCAGCUGCUCUGUGGCCGUGUGCCUGCUGGGAACUGCUCUGCUGGGUACAUUUUUGUGUCAAUAAAGUGCAGCCAUUCUGCACAGGUGGCCUGGUUCAGGAUUAAUCUAGUUGUCAACCAGGCCCUAGUUGUCACCCGGGCUGUGUUUGAGGCACAGGGAGGGAUCCAGGUUUUUUUGGGAUCGUAACGGAAGGAAAUGUGCCACAGCGAGCGGUGUGAGCGGUACAACCUGCAUCUUCAUGGCUUGUGCUGAGCAGGGCUGGUGGCUGCAUGGAGUCUGGGUUGCUGAAACUUUCCUGUGUGUUUUACCUGCAAGGGAGACUUCCCUGCUUUUUCUUUGUGUUUUAUCCCAUAAUUUCGUUCUCUUUAAGGCAGGGGAGAAAUUCCUCCCCACGACCGGUCUAGGAUAGAGCCAAUGAAAGAAAGGUGUGUUCGAUUUGCCAGAAAUAAAUUGACUCUUUUAAUGGGUCCUUUGGUGGGAGUUUGAUGCCUUAUUUAUUUUGAGAGCUUCUGCUGCCCACUGAGAAGAGCUGCUGAUGUCUCCUGUCAGCACAAAGCUGGGCUGGCCUUCUGGGGACCUCGAUGGAGACAAAGGCGUGGCGUGUGCCCCCCUCUCCUGGCUCAGCUCCCAGCUGCCCUAGAUGGGCAGUUGCCAUCAUUCUUGGUUUUUUUAAGUAAUUCUGGAGAAGGGUGUAAGAACUUGGGAGGGGGAAGGGACUUCAGGGCUGGGGACCUGCAUUUCCAUCAUGCAGUCCAAGACAGGCUGGGCUGCUUUCCAGAUUUUAUCAGCCUUAGUAUAUUAAGGGCCAUUUUUUUCCUGUCUACUGGCUGUCAGUGUCUUUUCACCUCUGCCCUCCCCUAAAUCCACUUCAUUUCAGCUUUUAUUUACCUCAGUCAAACCUUGUGUGACUCAUUUCCGUCUGCAGUUAGGAUUUAUAUUUUGCAUGGCUGGGUUUUCGUGGCUCUGUCUCACUCUCCUCUCUCUUUUUAUGUAUAUUGAUGAAAUCCUUGCGCUUGCCCUUCUCCGUGCUCGUAUGAAAUUUCCAGCCUGGGGAAGGCUGCAGUGUUUAGCCUGCUCUUUCUAAUACAUCUAGAACAAAUCCUGUAA